AAAGGUAACACGGCUUUACAUGAUUGUGCUGAAUCUGGCAGUUUAGAGAUCUUGAAGAUGCUGCUGAAGUUUGGAGCCACCAUGGAGAAGGACGGUUACGGCAUGACCCCGUUGCUCUCCGCUAGCGUGACGGGACACACCAAUAUUGUGGAUUUCCUCACACAACAUCCUCAAACAAAUAAAAAGGAGCGCAUUAAUGCUCUGGAGCUGUUGGGAGCCACUUUUGUGGAUAAGAAGAGAGAUCUUUUAGGAGCGCUGAAGUACUGGAAGAGAGCCAUGGAUCUGCGAUACAGCGAUUCUAACGAUAUACUGUUGAAAGAAGAACCCAAGCAGCUCACCAUGGCCUACGAUUACACCAAAGAGGUGAACACGUUUGAGGAGCUGGACGGCUUGAUCGCGGACCCCGAUGACAUGAGAAUGCAGGCCCUGCUGAUUCGGGAGCGCAUUCUCGGCCCGGCGCACCCAGACACAUCCUACUACAUCCGCUACCGGGGUGCCGUGUACGCAGACUCUGGGAAUUUCGAGAGAUGCAUCAAAUUGUGGAAGUAUGCUCUUGACAUGCAGCAGAGAAACUUGGACCCUCUCAGUCCCAUGACGGCCAGCAGUCUGUUGUCUUUCGCCGAACUUUUCUCCUUCAUGCUGCAGGACCGAGCCAAAGGUCUGCUGGGAACCUCGGUGUCCUUCGACGACCUGAUGGAGAUCCUUGGGAAGAGCGUUCUGGAGAUCGAGCGCGCCGUCAAGCAGACGCAGCCCGGUCCGGAUCCGGUUCAACUCAGCAAAGUUCUGUCCAUCAUCCUGCACCUCAUCUGUCUGCUGGAGAAGGUCCAGUGUACGCUGGAGCAGGAACACUUCAUGAAAGAGACCAUCUACAAGUUCCUGAAGCUGCAGCCCUGCGGGAAGAACGGCUACAGUCCUCUGCAUCUGGCCGUGGACCGGAACACCACGUGCGUGGGCCGCUAUCCCGUUUGCAAGUUCCCCUCCUUCCAGGUGACGUCCAUCCUGUUGGAGUGCGGCGCCGACGUGAACAGUCGAGAUGAAGACAACAACAGCCCGCUGCAUGUCGCCGCGUCCAAUAACCACCCCGACAUCAUGAACCUGCUGAUUUCCCGCGGCACUCACUUCGACAGCACCAACUCCCUCAAACAGACGCCGUGUGACCUGCUGGACGAGAAGGAGCUGGCCAAGAACCUCAUCCAGCCCAUCAAUCACACCACGCUGCAGUGUCUGGCUGCUCGAGUCAUCAUCAAACACAGUCUGAUGUUCAGAGGAAACAUCCCAGAGAAACUGGAGGCCUUUGUGCUGCUGCACAGAUAGUGAUGAACUUCCUGUGCUGGAGAAGAUGGCAUGCACAACAGGGUCCUACCAUCUUUGCUUGGAUUACUGUUACACUUCCUCUUGUGUCUUGACCGGUUUCUGCUUUGCUUUGAAUGAAGAUCUGUAUGCAGAGACGGUAGGACACGCCUGGUUUUGUUAUGACCGUACGGUUGUGUAUGUUUACGGUUCUGCCCUCACUGGAUCAUUGUGUUGAGUGGAACGGGUCGCCGUCAUUACUCUCCUCAAACAUUGUGAUGUGCUUCAUGUUUGCAGAUACCAUAAGUGCUUUUAUUCUUCUAUGCACAGGCUGUGAUAUCGGGACUGUUCUGUCUUACUGCAUUCUGUGCCUGCCUGUUUUUUACGUUCAUCUUUCUCCUCAUUUCUUACACUGAACUGAUCAUGAUGCGUUAAACCAUCUCAUGAGGGAUCAGGCAUGAGGAAGUCUGCUCUCGAGAUCUCUCCAUCAAGGAAACACAGGUUGGUCUGCCUCCACAUGUUCAGCUGCACAGCAUGUAGUCGAUCAGAGGCGAUAUGAACUCUGCUUCAAGUUUAUUUUUAGUCGAUCUGGCUCGUGUGAGAUGAUGAUGACGAUUAUAUUUCCUCUCUGGAAUCUGCAGCUCUGUGUGGUUCAGUUUGAACUCAAGGGCUCUGGAUUGUUUUACUCAUUGAAACAUGUACAGUCAAAGGACUUGCACUUUAUUGCAGUUAGAUUUGAUAUUCAUAUUACACUAUAAUGCUUGUUGAUGUUCUUGGAUCAUAAUUGACAAUAAACCAUGUUGCACUU
This is a messenger RNA of Xyrauchen texanus (razorback sucker), 2098 nucleotides long. RefSeq names its product protein fem-1 homolog C-like. The annotation marks the transcript as partial. Gene Ontology annotation, molecular function: protein binding. The record is from RefSeq and is a predicted model, not a curated record. The transcript has a single exon. Lineage: Eukaryota; Metazoa; Chordata; Actinopteri; Cypriniformes; Catostomidae.